This is a messenger RNA of Durusdinium trenchii, 1485 nucleotides long. NCBI's taxonomy places the organism in Eukaryota, Dinophyceae, Suessiales, Symbiodiniaceae. The record is from the annotation of a GenBank genome assembly.
UCUGUCCAUGCGGGCGUCUGUCCGGCUCAGUAUGCAUGUAGCAGGGAGGUCGGUGUGUCGCAGUUUGCGGCCAUGACUUCCUUGGCGAACUUCGAUGAGAACAACCCCCGUGCCUCAAUCAGCUCUCCUCGAUCCCUGCAAGCAUGCAAGCAGGAGGGUGUCCUCCCGCAAGAGCUGAUCUUCAAACCGAUGGAGGCCUUCCAGGAGAAGAACCUCUCUCCUCGCUUGGUGAAGCUCCGGUACGACUUCUUCGAGGCCAAGCGCCGCGACCUCCUCGCGGCCGCGCGGCGCGCACGCGACGCGCUGCUGGCGGACGAGAAGCGUGAGAAGGAGAGCAAUGAUCAGGCGCUGGCCCUGGUGGCCAAGGAGAGUGGCUUGUCCAAGGGCGCCGUCUUGGCGCUCAACAGCGAUACCCUAAAGAUGGAGCGCCAGAAGCUCUUGAGAGCUCAGGAAACGGAAAGGAACUGGCUGAAGAAUGCGCUGCAGUGUGAGCUGAAUCAAUUGAAGCAACUCGAAUCUGCCAAUCAAUUCCUCUCCGAAGAGUCCAAGAAUCAGGAAGAUGCCCUGAGAGAGCACUCCAGGAAGAUGAAGGAGCUGAACGACAAGCGGGCCGCAGAAGAAGAGCGGAAGCAGCUGGAGAUGGAAGCGAGACAGAAGCUGGAGAAGCAGCUGGCCAAAGAAGAGUUUCACAAGCAGCAGCUUGAAAUCAAGAAGCAGCAGAAAUUGGACGCCUUGAAGCAGAAGGAGGCGUACGAGCGGCAGGUGAAGGAGGCCGAGCGGAAGAAGGAGAUGGAGCGAGAGAAAGCGGAGAAGCGAGAACAGGAGUAUCGGGAGCUUCAGGCACGCAAGGAUGAGAUGAAAGCUCAGGACCAACGGCGGACAGAUAUCAUGGCCCAGAAGCAAGAGCAGUUCCAGGAAUACCUGCGAGAGAGGAAAGAGCAGCGAGACAUGCGCAUCUACAAUAGCAUUCUGGCCAACCAGGAGUUGGAGCAAAAGCGUCGGGAUGACUUUGAGAAGAAGCAGCAAGAGGACUUCGCCCGUGAGGAGCGGCUACUACAGGUACAGGCCAAGCGUUCAGAGGAGACGGCCAAGAAGCAGUUCCGUACCCUCAUGAAGCGACAGAUGAUCAAGGAGGAAGCCAUCCGCAAGGCGGAGGAGCGAAGGACGGCGAUCUUGGAUCAACAGGAGGAGACGGAGUACCGACUCAUGGAACACGAAGCCAAGAAGGAGAGAUACUUGGACUUCAAGCGCGAGUUGGACGGCCUGCGUUCCAAGAACAAGGAGAUCAACGUGGAACGCCAGAGGCGCCGGGAGGAGCACGAGCGCGAGACCAUUGCGGACGCCGUGAAGAAGAAGGACGAACCAGCGCGAUGCCGCCGCGACCCGAACUCGGGGGCGAAACGGGGGGCCUGUUGGACGUCCACCACCGAGCUACUCAGCUACGAAACGGGAAGGUGGAAUGCGAGGUGUGAUGGUGGGUGGUAG